AUGAACAAAUGCUGCACUGCUUGCGCAGAAGCCAAGCUUCGCUGCGAAGUGCCAAGCAACGGCCAGCCUUGUACAAGAUGCGUCCACAAAGGACAAAUAUGCACUCGGGCUGAACGGAAAAAACGCCCCAAAAGAGCCAGAUCCACCACUCACACCGUGUCUUCGACGGCAAACGAGAAGCCAGAAGCGCCCAUCCAGCAUUUAUACCCUAUCGAGCUAUCACUCAUGGAUAUUUUUCCGAAUGACGAACUCGACUUUUUGACGCAGUUAGCCGACAUUGAAAGUUCGGUCGAUGUGACAUCCUGGAUGUGGAGACCAGAAGAUAUUCCCUCAGUCUCUGAUGAAAGUACCACAACAACGGCGACAUAUUCACCCAUCUCAUCGUAUACCGCUCCCGAUUACCUGUAUCCUGACACUUUCCGGCUACCGAGCGAAUACGUACUCAAACUGGAAAACGCUAACUCGAUUCCUUUGGACCGACUGGAAAAGUACUCACGACUAUUUUUCACUCACUUCCAAGCUCUAUUGCCUAUAAUACAUGUUCCUACAUUCUCUCUCACGUCAGCUCCAGCAGUACUUGUCCGAGCCAUAUGUUUGAUCGGAGCUAGGCUCGACGCUAGUUCUCUAUCGUUUCCCGAUGCCGCGGCAUUCUACGGAUCUCUCCCAUCACUGUUCGCAAAAGGUUUUCUUCGUUCAGAUAGAGCGGUGCCGAGUUUUGAAGAAACUCAAGCACUUGUACUGUUCCAAUUCGCCAGUAUGGCAAACGGGGGAAGUGCCGAAAGAGCCGCGGCGCGAAUCUUACAUCCACUUCUUAUUGCAGCAGUCCGACAGGCGGGGCUGAUGAAAGUCCACGGGGAGUGUACUAAAGCAGCACGGAGCGCAACUUCAUGGCAAGCCUGGAUCCAGAAGGAGUCCCAAAAGCGUGUUCUUUGGGGUGUUUACGCGGUAGAUUGUUAUCAGUCCAUCCUUUGUGGAAGUCGACCGCUUCUCUCGCCAACUGAGACACGAGCUUCCUUUCCUUGCGAUGACUUGAGCUGGAAUGCUUAUUCUGCUUCUUCUUGGGCUGCGUUACCUGCGCAGGACCCGUCUAGCUGUUUUCUGAGUUCGAUCAAGAGUCUGUUGCUUGGGGAUCCUCCGUCUUUGGCAAACAUGACAAGCUUCGGUAUGAAUUUACUCAUUCUAGCUGUCCAUACAUUGCUUCUUGAAGCUCAGACUUCGAUCCUUCCUGUGGAUCUUUCGGCUCUCGAUCGAGCGCUUCGGGCGUGGCACGCUUUGUGGGAGGAGUCGAGGGGGCAGUUUCUCUGGAGUUCUGAUGUUGGCCCGGAAUUCUUUUUGAUCACUAAUAGUCUCUCGCUGUAUCAUCUUGCGACUCACUUUUUGCAAAGUGGACGCCCGAUACUGAGCGAGAAGGCUUUUCUGGAAGAGUCCACGAAUACGGGGAAUCCAUUGAUUAUCAAAGAGCAGAUCUAUCAAGAUGAGAUGAUGAGAUGUGUUCGAGGAAUGCUUGAGAAACUUCAGUAG
Messenger RNA from Penicillium soppii, 1521 nucleotides. RefSeq names its product Zn(II)2Cys6 transcription factor. The transcript has a single exon. Gene Ontology annotation, molecular function: RNA polymerase II cis-regulatory region sequence-specific DNA binding; zinc ion binding; DNA-binding transcription factor activity, RNA polymerase II-specific. Gene Ontology annotation, cellular component: chromatin. Gene Ontology annotation, biological process: regulation of transcription by RNA polymerase II; DNA-templated transcription. The record is from RefSeq and is a predicted model, not a curated record. NCBI's taxonomy places the organism in Eukaryota, Fungi, Ascomycota, Eurotiomycetes, Eurotiales, Aspergillaceae. Bases 1 to 1521 code for a protein of 506 amino acids.